Dimorphilus gyrociliatus is the source of this 2407-nucleotide messenger RNA. The record is from the annotation of a GenBank genome assembly. Lineage: Eukaryota; Metazoa; Annelida; Polychaeta; Dinophilidae.
CAGUAGCUCGGAAUUUAAAAUGGAUGCGAACUCAAAUAUCGACUCAGCGGCAAAUUUCACUGAAAAUUUUUCCAAAGAAAAUAUUAACAAUGAAAUUAGAAGUACAAUUGACACAUCGAGCGAAGAAGUUACUGUUCACCACGAAAAGGAAGAGACUUCACCUUUAAUUUUACAAGAAACGACGUUUGAAUCAUGUAUAAGAUUUUAUGGAUGCCCCAUUUUACCUCCAAUUUUAAGUCUCAAGGAUCGAGAAGAAAUGCUAAAAUAUAAAGAAUUGGCAAAAACUGCCGAAAUAAAUUUAAGAAAUAAAAGACGUAAGAAACUUGUCGAUAAAGUAACAUCGGUUUUAAAUACUAUAGAGGAAAGAAAGACAAUUAAAACCUUACCCAUAGAAAACCCUUCUGAGAGUUCUGAUACUGAGAGUACAAGUAGCAGUGCACCAACAAGGACAAACUCAACUAUUUUAAGCGACGAAAAUGAAGAUAUUACUAAUCCUAAAACUGAAAAUUUAAUGUCAUCUGAUAGCGGAAUCUCAUCUAAAAUGCGUACAAAUGAAUCUAAGUCUCUAGCCAGUACUGGAGUAACACUAUGUCCUGAUUUAGAAGGAAGUGCCUUGCUAGCAAAUGUUUCGUUACACGAUGAAACGGCUUCUACGGUCUGUAGUGAUAACGAGGACCAAGAAACAUCUAAGAGCUUAAUGAUAAAACCACUUGAAAAUAAAACCACGGAAGACGAUGAAGAAAGUAAUCACUCAACCGACUCAAAAACAAGCUAUACAUUAGAAUCCCCUUGUGCAGCUCUGCAAGAGCAAUAUGAAAAAGGUCUCGUUUCUGAUAAUAUGGAUCUGGAAUUAACUCACAGUUUUAGUGAGGAGAAUCAUAAGAGAGCAGAAAAUGAGGAUCAACCGACAGAUUGCUCUGUAGAAUUGGAUGAAGAAGAUGAAGAAUAUGUUAUACCCUCGAUACCUUUAAACGAAUUUGAAAAACCUCAAGAAAUUGUUUUAGAAAACUCUGAAGUAGAUUCAAAUGGAAAUACUUCGAGUAAUGUUUUAGAUGAAGAUGAACAUAAUAAUUUAAUGUGUUUAGCAGAAAUGUAUGCCAACCAGGAAGCGAAAGAUGACAGUGAGAUCUCCAAUAGUGAAGUUACAGUUGAUCAACCAACUUGUAUCGAAAAGCUAAAUGAAUUACCUAUCGAAAAUCCAAAAAAUACUAGCGAGAUUGUUGCUUCAAGUGAUGUAAAUAUUGAUGAUGUUGAAAGAUCUGAACAAAUGGCAAUAGAAUCAACGAAAAUUGAAGAAAAUGCCACUAAAAAGAAUAUUCCUAAUUUAUCCGAUCAAUCUCCUUGCUAUCGCUUGCAACGACGGCAGUUGCUAGAGGAGGAAUCUGAAAUGAGGAAACAACAUUUAAAGAGAUAUUUAGAAGAAUUAAGUCGAAUGCCUCUGCCAGGAGAUGAAAUUGUAGUUGAAAAACGAAGCGUUGAAGAUCUAGUGAACUUUUUAAAUUCGAAAGUUUUGGAUCAAGAUUUAAUAAAUCAAAAAGUUAAUUUGCGACGACUAAUUGAUGAUCAUGACGAAAUGAUAAGUACUUUAUCGAAAUCGGAAAUAAAAGAAUUAGAAAACUCUCUUUUUGAAAAAAUGAAAGAAAGAUUAUUGUCGAUGAGAGAUGAUUUUGUAACAAGUACACCAAUAGAAAAUACUCCCGAAAGGCCUACAAAUACCUCGAACAGACUUAUUUUAUCUGAAGAUGAGCUCCAUCGCCGUUUUUGUAAAUUUUCUGCUGUUGUUAAAGGUUACCUAACUAGAAAGUUGUUGUAUACUGAAAAGGUUCAGGGCUUAUUGUGCACUGUUAAAGACACAGCAGAUUUUGCUCUUCAUUUUGAACAAGAUUCUACUUUAAGAGAGCCAACAGCAGCAGAAAGAAUGCUGCAAGAAAGGGUUCUUUCUCAAUUGACGGCCGCUAUGUACAAUCUGCACUAUUUGUUUAUUGAGAGUUCGCCAGCUGAGAGAAUGAAAACCAUCAGUCUUGACAGAGAAAGAAAAUUGUCAGAAAAAAAGAAACUAAGUGAGAAAAAAUUGAGUACGGCAACUAUAAAAAGACGAUCAAGAAUAGAAAGCCGAGAAGGGAAGAGUGUGAAAAGACCCAAGGCAAUAUCAAAAACUUUAAAGCCCACUUUAUGUAAAAGUCCGGAAAAAUUAGAUAAAGAAGCUUUAAAUAGGAGUAAAAAAGCAGCUACUAUGAGAGUUCAGAGAAAAUUAUUAUUAGAUGAAAUCGAAAAAGAGUGUGCUACUUUAGCACAAACUAAGAAAAAACAACCACCAUCUGAAAAAUCUGCCAAAAAAUCAAUGACGAGAAAAACUGCGUUGACAACUAAGCCAAUGGUUAGACACAUUGCUUCUGCGAAACGAUAA